AUGGAUGAUGAUUUUGUUAGAGCUUUAAAUAAAUUUAAUGCAAAAUUUUGUUUUAAUAAUAAAAAGAAUUCAAUUAAGGAAAUUAAUGAAAUAAAAAGGAAAAAUGAUAAAAUAAGAGCAGUGAGACCGAAUAAGUUAAAAGAAGAUUUAGAGUUACAUUAUAUUCACAAUUCUAAUAAUAAAAUUUGUCAGAAAUUUCUGACUCUUCCCCUUAGUAAAAAAUGUGAUAAAUUAAAUAAGCAUUCCGAUAAAGUGAUAUUACCUGUGUCUAUAUUAAAAACUUUAGAAAAAGGAAGUUAUAGUAAUGAAGUAGAGCAUCCCUAUACAUUUAGUAUAAAAAAUUUACAAAAUAAUUAUAUAACACAUGCCUGCGUUUUAGAGUUUAGUUCAAAUGAGGGAAUUGUUUUAGUUUCAGAAAAUAUAAAAGAAAAUUUAGGAAUAACGGAAACUAAUGGAAUCAUUAGAUUAUUAGUAACAUAUGCAAAUUUACCUAAAUGUGAUUUUAUAAAAUUUGAAUCACUGAAUGAAAAUGCAAGAGAUAUUAAAUUUAUGAAAAACUUAUUAGAAAAUGAAUUAAGUUUAAAUUAUAGUACAUUGUCAUUAGGUGAUUAUGUUCAUAUUAAUCAUUUAAAUUUUUAUAUAAGUGAAUUAGAACCAGAUAAUGCUGUAUCUUUAAUAAAUACUGAUAUUAAUGUUGAUAUAUGUGAACUAAAAAAUUUUAAUGAACAAAACAUUUCAAAUGAUAAUAAUAAUUAUCCAUACGAAGUAAUAACUACUGAUACAACAGUUAAUAACACUAUUAAAAAUGGAAUGAGAAAAUAUAAAUAUGCAAUUAAUUACAAUAUAUUGGAAUUACUAAAAAAAGACAAAGUUAAUAUAAAAAUUUCCUUAAAUUCCGAUAAAUUGAGUGAUUUUAUUAUUUUGCUUUCAUUUCCACCUUAUGAUCAAGUAUCUGAAAUAAAUCAUCACUUAUAUUUUGAUGAUUCUAUUAAUGAAAUUAAAAUAAAUAAAAGUAUUAUUAAAAAAUGUUUAAAAAUGCAUUUUACUUCCUUUUUAAAGGAAGAUGACGAUAAGUUUUUAGAACAUAUAUUUGAUCAAUUUUUUCCUCAUAUAAUAUAUAUAGCUAUUUCUUCUACUAAUGAAUCAGAAUUACAAUAUAAUUUAUCUUUAAAAUUAGAUUAUGAUAUAUCAGUUAAAGAAGAGAUAGAUAAUAAUAAUAAUAAUAAUAAUAAUAAUAAUAAUACUGAUGAAACUAAUGAUAUAACAUGUAAUAAAGAUAGUUUAAAUGAAUUGAAGGAAAAAUGCAUGAGCAAUAAUAUAUAUAUUAAAUGUGAUAAUUGCUUAAAAGAAAUUCUAGAAAGCAAUAUGAAUAUUCAUAAAAUUCAUUGUUUAAAAAAUAUUUCCUUAUGUAAUAUUUGUAAAAAAAUUUUAAAAAAAAAAGAAAUUUUUGAACAUAUUCAUUGUGAUAUAUGUAAUGAGGGAAUAAGUGUGGCUAAUCAAAAUAGGCAUAAUUUUAUUUGGCAUACCAAAAUAAAAUGUUUGUGUGAGAAAUAUUUUUAUAGGAAACAAUUUAUUUUUCAUCAAAAAUUAUUUUGUCCUAAAAAAAUUAUAUACUGUUUAUAUUGUAAUAUAUUUACUGCAUCUUCAAUGAAUAUUUAUAAUGAAGAUUACAUUAUUGCAUCCUUUUUUGAUAAAUUUGAUAAUAAUUUUUCUGUUAAAUCAAUUGACUAUUAUUUUCAACUAAUUUGUAAAAAUUUUAAUUAUUUCUUAAAAUAUAUAAACAACACAGAGCAUGAAAAAUACUGUGGAUCAAAAUCAGUUAGUUGCAUAAUUUGCAAACAUAAUAUGUAUAGAAAUGAAUAUAUGCCUCAUUUGAAUAUAAUUCAUAAUAUUGAUAAAAUAAAAUCCUUUAAAAUUAUAAAUGAGAACUUAGAUGUUAAUGAAGCUAUUAGUGAAUCCGCAACUUGA
Messenger RNA from Plasmodium relictum, 1968 nucleotides. RefSeq names its product ubiquitin fusion degradation protein UFD1, putative. NCBI's taxonomy places the organism in Eukaryota, Apicomplexa, Aconoidasida, Haemosporida, Plasmodiidae. The record is from RefSeq and is a predicted model, not a curated record. Bases 1 to 1968 code for a protein of 655 amino acids. Gene Ontology annotation, molecular function: polyubiquitin modification-dependent protein binding. Gene Ontology annotation, cellular component: VCP-NPL4-UFD1 AAA ATPase complex. The transcript has 2 exons.